AUGAUUCCUGAGGAUCAUCAAGAAAAUGGUCCACCAUCGCGCCAGGCUGGCCGCACCAGCUUAAACAACGUAUUGGAGGUCGAACCAACUCCCCAUCCCAACAUCCCAGUGGCACCAUCACACUGUCGUCCUCCAGUGCUGAGUGUGUCGAGCUAUCAGGGCCCAAUAUUCUCGUUCCCAAUAGCGGGUUCCUCAGCUCCUCCUUUACCACUCGCGUCGAAUACGCAACAUACCAUAAAUCAUACGAUACUUCAAGAUCGGAGACACGCGAUACCUGUUCAUGCUACUAGUGUUCCGGAGUGGUCUACUGUAACAAACAACUGUGGUGUUUCUUAUUUGGUACCAGUGGAUUCCGGUACCAGUUCUGGUGGACCAGCAGCGUAUCUUCCUCCCAUGGCGGGCAACAGUUUCAACAACGUUCCUGUUCCAGAGAUUAACUCCAGAGUUGAACCUCAAUACAGUUCAUCACAAAUUCCUGCAUCUAUCGGUCCGGUACCAGUGGAUUUCGGAAUGAGUUCUGGUGGACGAGCAGUGUACCUUCCUCCCAUGGCAGGCAACAGUUUCAACAACGUUCCUGUUCCAGAGAUUAAUUCCAGAGUGGCACCUCAAUACAGUUCAUCACAAAUUCCUGCAUCGUUCGGUUCGGUACCAGUCUAUCAUUAUCCUGUGGAAAAUCAGGCAGCCAACCAACCAACCGCUCAGCAACUUGCAGCACGGCACGUCGUUCCUAAAGAUCUUCCAUACUUCUCGGGAAACCCUUCGGAAUGGCCGCUAUUCUGGAGCAGUUACGAAACGUCAACACGAAUCUGUGGGUACAGUGGAGCGGAGAACCUUAUGCGCCUUCAGCGCUGCCUAAAAGGAUUGGAUAAUACCAAAAUGAAGAAUACGCUAAAGAUGCGUGAGGGUAAGGCCAAUGAGCCAGUCGCCGCUAAAACAAGGCUCGGAUGGGUUUUAUACGGGCAGGCAGGAGUUACGAAUCAAGGGUCAACUCAUCGGAUUCUCCAUGUAUGCACAAGUCACCACGACGAUGAUCUCCACGAGCUGGUUAAGCAGUUCUUUUUGAUAGAAAGUGUAGGAGUUUCAGCAUCCAAUCCUAUGGAGUCAGCAGAUGAUCGACGAGCACGAGAAAUACUUGAAGCCACAACGGUUCGCACGUCUUCCGGGAGGUUUCAAACAGGAUUAUUGUGGAAGUAUGACGACAUUAAUCUUCCAAACAGUAGGCCGAUGGCAGAACGGAGGCUCAAUUGCCUAGAGCGCCGUCUGUUGAAAUCACCAGAGCUAUACGACAAGCUGAGACAACAGAUAGCGGAAUAUCUAGGAAAGGGCUAUGCUCACCUAGCAACCGAGCAGGAAUUAGCAGAAUCGGACCCAAAACGCACGUGGUAUUUACCGUUGGGAGUAGUCGUGAAUCCGAAGAAACCUAAUAAGUUACGUGUGGUAUGGGAUGCAGCAGCCGUUGUAAAAGGAAUUUCGCUCAACUCAGUUUUACUGAAAGGACCGGACUUAUUGACACCGCUUCUAGCUGUACUUAGUCGUUAUCGGCAAAAGCAAAUAGCAGUCAAUGCUGAUGUUAUGGAAAUGUUCCAUCAAAUGUUGAUCAGACCUGAGGACCGGCAAGUGCUGAGAUUUCUUUUCCGGAAUAACCCCGGAGAUCCAAUCCAAGUAUUCGUGAUGGACGUAGCUAUAUUUGGAACAUCCUGUUCUCCCUGUUCCGCGCAGUUCGUAAAGAACAUCAACGCCGAGGAGUAUUUGGCAGAGUUUCCGAGGGCAGCGAAGGCGAUACAAGAAAACCACUACGUCGACGACUAUUUAGACAGCGUUGACACUGUAGGCGAAGCGAUUCAGCUGGCAUUAGACGUGAAAGUGGUACAUGAACGAGCAGGGUUCGUAAUACGCCAUUGGAUGUCAAACUCUCCUGAGGUUUUGAGAACAAUCGGCGAACAAAAUACUCAAUCGGUGAAGCAAUUUGUCAUGGAUAAGGGCAGCAACCAGGAGCGCAUUUUGGGAAUGGUUUGGUCUACCUCAGGAGGACAUGUUCUCAUACACAACGAUUUUCCGGAGUGCAAGGUCAUCCUACAAGAGAUAUGGAGGAAAUCCGUUGGCUGGGAUGAUAAUAUUCCAGCUGAACUGCCACGAUGGCAUCAAUGGUUGGGUGUACUACGGACACUGGAUCAAGUGAAAAUUCCUCGAUGUUACUUUCCGGGAUACGUUGAGAAAGCGUACGAAUCACUUGAACUCCACAUCUUCGUGGACGCUAGUGAAAGCGCUUACGCGACCGCUGCAUACUUCAGAGUCGUCGACAACGGGGAGGUUCGUUGUUGCUUAGUUCGUGCAAAAACCAAAGUGGCUCCGGUGAAACUUCUUUCUAUACCUCGGUUAGAGCUACAGGCAGCUACGAUCGGGACACGUUUGAUGAAGGCUAUAAUCGCUGACCACACGGUUCAAAUCAAACGUACGAUUCUGUGGAGUGACUCAAAAACUGUGCUCGCUUGGCUACGUUCUGAUCAGAGGAGGUACCGCCAGUUCGUGGCGUUCCGAGUUACGGAGAUCUUGGAGGAGACAGCAGUGACAGAUUGGAGAUGGGUGCCUUCGAAAUGGAAUGUGGCAGACGAGGCUACCAAAUGGGGCAAUGACCGUAACUUCUACGAGAGCUGCAGGUGGUUCAACGGCCCUGAAUUCCUAUAUGAAGAUGAGGAUAAAUGGCCGAAGGAAGACAUUACGACGGACGACCCUACAACAGAGGAGUUGAGAAUCAUCCACGUCCAUCGGCAGCUGGUGAAAGAACCUGUCGUGGAUUUCAAACGAUUUUCGAAAUGGGAGAGGCUUGUCAGAACAGCCGCGUAUGUCCGCCGCUUCUACAACAAUUGUCAACGCAAAAGAGGUGGUUCUGUGUUAGACUUGGGAACCAUCAACUGCGAGGAACUGAAACAAGCGGAGAAUACAGUGUGGAAGUUAGUUCAAGAGGAGGCCUUUCCAGAUGAGAUUACGCUACUUCGAAGGAAUCAGCACAAUCCACCCAACCAGAGGAAAACCGUUGAAAAGAACAGCCGUAUCUACAGAUUGUCACCAUUCCUAGGAACGGAGGAGAUACUACGGAAAGAUAGUCGUAUUGAUCAUUAUGUAACACAUCUUCUGGUUGAUUGGUAUCACCGUAAGUUCGGUCAUGCCAACGGAGAAACCAUUGUCAACGAAAUUCGUCAGAUAUAUCACGUUCCGGAGCUUAGAGUCGUCGUACAGAAGACCGCUAAACGAUGUACCUGGUGUUCGGUAUACAGAGCAGUGCCACAAAUUCCAAAAAUGGGUCAACUUCCAGUAGCUCGGCUCACACCCUACGUACGAGCGUUUACGUUUGUAGGACUGGAUUAUUUUGGACCAUUGACUGUCCGCGUUGGUCGAGCAAGUGUCAAGCGGUGGAUAGCACUCUUCACAUGCAUGACAACCAGGGCGGUACAUUUGGAGGUUGCAGCUUCACUAUCAGCGGAAUCCUGCAGAAAUGCGAUUCGCAGAUUCGUAGCACGGAGAGGAGCUCCUCAGGAAAUAUAUUCCGAUCGGGGAACGAAUUUCCAAGCAGUAGCCAACGACCUAUCCCAGCAGAUCCGGGCGAUCAACGAAACGCUUGCUACGAAGAUUACCAACCAUAGAACGCAGUGGAAGUUCAACCCUCCGUAUGCGCCUCACAUGGGAGGCGUAUGGGAACGGCUCGUACGCUCCAUAAAAAGUGCUCUUCGAUGUCUACUGACGGACAGAAAUCCAGACGACGAAACAUUGGUCACUGUACUGGUGGAAGCGGAAUCGAUGGUGAAUUCACGCCCAUUGACCUACCUGCCCCUUGAAAGCGAGGAACACGAAGCUUUGACGCCCAAUCAUUUUCUGCUUCUCAGCUCUACAGGAGUAGUUCAACCAGCUGUCAAACCGGUAGAUGAACGUGGAGCACUCCGCUCCAAUUGGAAAGCUAUUCAGGAUAUGCUAGUUCGUUUCUGGGCACGAUGGAUCAAAGAAUAUCUUCCGGUGAUGUCUCCUCAAUCCAAGUGGUUCGGGGAAGUACGAGCUGUCCAGGUCGGUGAUCUGGUAAUGAUAGCUAGCGAGAAGGAGAGAAAUAGCUGGACGCGAGGGCGAAUACUGCGAGUCUAUCCAGGCAGAGAUGGACGAAUCAGACGAGUUGACGUGCAAACGGCGGUGGGAAUACAACAACGGCCAGUGUCUAAGUUAGCUGUACUGAACUUCACUGAAGAUUCUGGUAUAGCUGGAAGAAAUGGCAGUAAUACGGGCGGGGGUGUACGCGACGGAGCCCAGUGA
Molecule: messenger RNA, 4296 nt
Organism: Ochlerotatus camptorhynchus
Lineage: Eukaryota; Metazoa; Arthropoda; Insecta; Diptera; Culicidae
Exons: 5
Coding region: 1-4296 (1431 amino acids)
Biological process (GO): DNA integration
Molecular function (GO): nucleic acid binding
Source: RefSeq, a predicted model, not a curated record